UCUGGCUUGAGUCUCUCAACGAUUUCCAGAAUUGCGCUUUCGAUCUCUUGAUCAGGUUCUCCGAUAUUUCUUCAGCAGCGCAGCAUCCUCCUUCUGUGGUUCUAGAAGUCUAAAUCCAGCAAAUUACAUGGUUGAAGUAGAAUUCGAGCUUCCAACUGCUUUUGACCCAUUCGCUGAGGGCAAGGACUCGGGUGCCCCUGGGGCAAAAGAGUAUGUUCACAUCCGCAUCCAGCAAAGGAAUGGAAAGAAGAGCUUGACUACUGUGCAGGGGCUGAAGAAAGAAUUCAGCUACGAGAAGAUCCUCAAGGAUCUGAAGAAGGAGUUCUGUUGUAAUGGGAAUGUUGUCCAUGACAAGGAGCUUGGAAAAAUCAUUCAGCUGCAAGGCGAUCAGCGGAAGAACGUCUCCCAGUUUCUGGUCCAGGCCGGCCUCGUGAAGAAAGACCAGAUCAAGAUCCAUGGUUUUUAAGGUAGGCCCCGGGUUCAUGAUUGGUCACGGUUUUGUGUGCCUACUACUAUGGUAACUGGAGGUGCUUUUGCUUUUAUGUGGGUUCUGUAGAGUCAAUAAUCUGGUGGCUUUGACUGCUGGAGAAGGUUGUGUUUUUUUCCUCCUUUUGGUUUCU
Molecule: messenger RNA, 620 nt
Organism: Rhodamnia argentea
Lineage: Eukaryota; Viridiplantae; Streptophyta; Magnoliopsida; Myrtales; Myrtaceae
Product: protein translation factor SUI1 homolog 2
Exons: 2
Coding region: 128-466 (112 amino acids)
Biological process (GO): translational initiation
Molecular function (GO): RNA binding; translation initiation factor activity
Source: RefSeq, a predicted model, not a curated record